AGUCCAAGUUCACCCAGUUCUCAGGUGUUUUGGCCACUGUUCACCGACCGACGUAUAAGCAUGCGUUUCUCGACCGCCGUCAUUUUUUCCGGGCUCGUUGCUGCGGUCAGUGCUCACUUUCAGCUUCAAUAUCCGGCACCUAGAGGCCCGUUUGUCGAGGAUCAAGAGCCCAAUUUCUGUGACGGUUAUAUAAACGCUGUGGACAACCGCACGAUGUUUCCCCUGUCCAACGGCGUUAUCGAGCUACGCAGUGAACAUCCUUCUUGGACUAUUGGUGUAAUUAUCUCGACGGCACAGAACCCUACUUCUCAAGACAACUUCACGGAUCCCAAGAACUCCAGCGCGUUCCAACAGGUCAUGCAAUACAAUAAGCAGAGUGGGUCCGGAUACUUCUGUCUCCCUGUGGACAUCCAAGCCUCUGGGAUCAGCGGUGUCAAGGACGGUAGUAACGUGACCAUCGAAAUUAUCUUCGACGGCGGCGACGGGCAACUGUACCAGUGCGCGGACUUGACGCUGUCGAGCAACGCUUCAGUGCCGUCGACCGCAACCUCCAAUUGCACGAACGCGACGAAUGUGCCCAUCGGCACGUCGACCAACUCCCCCACCUCCUCUUCGACGGCUCCGGCGAGCAGCAACUCCAGCGGCGCCUCGCCGCAUAUCGUCCCUAUGGGACUGUCAGGACUGUUGGCCUUGUUCGGGUUAGUGUUGGCAGGUUUGUGAGGACGGGGUCACGACGUUAAGGUAUAUAUGAUUACUGUAAUGGCACAAGGACGGACGAGCAUCCAUUUGUAUUUACGCACGCCGAAUGGUAAAUAGAGAGUACUGAGG
Molecule: messenger RNA, 828 nt
Organism: Gloeophyllum trabeum ATCC 11539
Lineage: Eukaryota; Fungi; Basidiomycota; Agaricomycetes; Gloeophyllales; Gloeophyllaceae
Exons: 4
Coding region: 61-720 (219 amino acids)
Source: RefSeq, a predicted model, not a curated record